Dinoponera quadriceps is the source of this 1841-nucleotide messenger RNA. RefSeq names its product phosphoribosyl pyrophosphate synthase-associated protein 2. Gene Ontology annotation, cellular component: ribose phosphate diphosphokinase complex; cytoplasm. The coding region runs from base 336 to 1406 and encodes 356 amino acids. Gene Ontology annotation, molecular function: ribose phosphate diphosphokinase activity; magnesium ion binding. The transcript has 6 exons. NCBI's taxonomy places the organism in Eukaryota, Metazoa, Arthropoda, Insecta, Hymenoptera, Formicidae. The record is from RefSeq and is a predicted model, not a curated record. Gene Ontology annotation, biological process: 5-phosphoribose 1-diphosphate biosynthetic process; purine nucleotide biosynthetic process.
CGGAAUCGAACAUAGUCGUUCGACGUCGGAUGUGUGGAAAUUUGCGUUAUCAACACUAGUCGGGACAGUGGAGGAAGCGGUCCAGGAAUAUUGAACGUUGUUUUUUCAUGUUAACUCAGCAAUAAAUUGCCGUCUGGUAAAUAAAGUAGACAAGUCGAUACAAGAUAAGUGACGGAGCCAAUUAAUGAACAGCUUGAUCGAUCUAACAAGUGUAAGACUAUGAAGUGUCAUACAAUCACUUCACGAGAGGCGCAUAUAUGAAGGUUUUGUCGUUUCUUUCGUGAAGGGUACUGAUAUUGAAGGACUUUGAAUAAACAGGACUGUGAAAAGUAAAAAUGGAUAAGCCAGUCUCAUCUGACAUUGUUAUCAUUGCGGGCAAUUCUCAUCCGGAACUAGCCAAUCUCAUUGCCAAUCGUCUUGGUGUAAAACAUGGUGGCUGUGCUGUGUAUCACAAGUCAAACCGAGAAACGAUGGUAGAAAUAGGAGAUUCCGUACGUGGCAAAGACCUGUAUAUAAUCCAAACUGGUACAAAAGAUGUGAACAAUAACAUAAUGGAACUUCUUAUUAUGGCCUAUGCUUGUAAAACGUCGUCAGCCAAAAACAUCGUCGGAGUGAUUCCAUACUUACCUUAUUCUAAGCAGUGCAAGAUGCGCAAACGCGGUUGCAUAGUGUCUAAGCUUUUAGCAAAGAUGUUAUGCAAGAGUGGCCUAACGCAUAUAAUCACUAUGGAUCUCCAUCAGAAAGAAAUUCAAGGAUUUUUCGAUGUUCCCGUGGACAAUCUGAGAGCUAGCCCGUUUCUCUUGCAGUAUAUUCAAGAAUCCAUUCCCGACUAUCAUAAUUCUGUGAUCGUUGCAAGAAAUCCAGGUAGCGCAAAAAAGGCGACUAGCUAUGCCGAGAGAUUGCGUUUGGGAAUUGCAGUAAUUCAUGGAGAACAGAGAGAGGCUGAAUCGGAUAUGAACGACGGUCGCUACUCACCACCCGCAUUAGCGUUAGCUUCACGCACCAUGGAAGUCGGUGUGGGUGUGCCGAUGCAUCCGGCGAAAGAGAAACCACCUAUAAACGUCGUUGGAGACGUUGGAGGUCGUAUCGCUAUCAUGGUGGAUGAUAUGAUAGAUGACGUUCAGUCGUAUGUCGCGGCUGCCGAAGUACUUAAGGAAAGAGGGGCUUGUAAAAUAUAUGUUUUAGCUACGCAUGGUUUGCUUAGCUCGGACGCUCCCAGACUCAUCGAAGAGUCUCCGAUUGACGAGGUGGUUGUAACCAAUACAGUUCCUCAUGACGUGCAGAAAAUGCAGUGCCCGAAAAUCAAGACUGUUGAUAUCAGUAUUCUCUUAGCUGAGGCAAUCCGGCGUAUACACAACAAAGAAUCGAUGUCCUAUCUGUUUAAGAAUGUAACUUUGGAGGAUUAGGAAGUAGACAAUUGCAUGGAAAAUCGUGGUUUAAUCAUGAAUAAACAAAAGUUACACAUACACACAUAUACACACAAGAUUCAAUGCUGGGGACCAUGUCCAAAGUACAUAUCCGUCUCUUGAUUCUCUAUACUAUUUUUAUAUUUCCCUGACUGUAUUUUGACACGACAAGAGAUUGUAUAAACUAGUCCAUUGCGUUUGUGCGAUGGUCAAUUGAUGAUGAUAAUCGACCGUACAUCCUAACUGUACAUUUCCUCUAUUGUUUUUUUUUCUUUCUUUGUUAUACAGAUAGAGAAAUCAUGUGUGAACACGGAUGCAAAGUGUAGUCCUUGCAUAAAACGCAGUAUUAAGCAUUGUAAAGUCUUAGAACUUACGUGUAUUUUGUGCUUACCAGUCAUCUAGCGCUAGUUUUACCGUAUGAUUCUAAGAAAAGCU